Lampris incognitus (smalleye Pacific opah) is the source of this 1887-nucleotide messenger RNA. It is a transcript of the gene acod1, whose product is annotated as aconitate decarboxylase 1. Gene Ontology annotation, molecular function: lyase activity. NCBI's taxonomy places the organism in Eukaryota, Metazoa, Chordata, Actinopteri, Lampriformes, Lampridae. The coding region runs from base 1 to 1752 and encodes 583 amino acids. The record is from RefSeq and is a predicted model, not a curated record. The transcript is spliced from 5 exons.
AUGCCGCAGCAGGGCUCUGCCUGCGGAACGGUGGUUGCUCGGCAACUGCCUCACCGGUCUCUAAGCCUGCUCCUCCGGAGCGCCAUGGUCUUUGUGCCAAGGGUGAUGGUUCCCUCCAGCACGUUAACACGGGCUCCCCAGCGUGUCAGCAGGUCCAGGCUGAUGAUGCACGGGUUCUGGAUGCUGGUGAGCCAGAACUCGUGCGCCAGCUCCUGGUCUCCAGCCUGGACUCACAGUGACUUCUUCCCUCUCGUGCCGGCCUUCUCCCCUGUCACAGUCAUCAGACGGGUGUUGGUUCGUGACCAUGCCACUGCGAAGGGGCCGGGGGUGACCGGGAGGACGCCAGGUUGCACCAGGGAAAUGGGUAUUACAGAGAGCUUCGGAGCAGCGAUUUACACCUUGAACGCCACCCACUUGACAGAUGGAGUGAUUUACAGAAGCAAACGUAUGAUGCUGGACACGCUCGGCGUUGGACUGCUGGGAACCAAGACGGCUGUCUUCAACAAAGUCCUCCAGUACAGCCAGAGGCAUUUCUCAGACCAGGAGACUGGCGUUUGGGGCAGAUCAGCGAUAACUCUUCCUUCUCAGUAUGCUGCCUUUGUUAACGGUGUAGCGGUACACUCUAUGGAUUUUGAUGACACCUGGCACCCUGCUACUCACCCUUCCGGGGCAGUUCUUCCUGCCCUGCUGGCCCUGGCUGAGGCCAUGCCCAGUCAGCCCUCUGGUCUGGACCUGCUGCUGGCCUUCAAUGUUGGCAUCGAGGUGCAAGGCAGACUACUGAGGUUCUCCAAAGAAGCCUACGACAUCCCUAAAAGAUUCCACCCACCCACUGUCGUAGGUGUGAUGGGCAGCGCUGCGGCCUCAGCCAAACUCCUUCGUCUGUCCCCGUCCCAGUGUAUCCACGCUCUGGCCAUCGCAGCCUCUUCCGCUGGAUCUCCCUUGGCUAGCGCAGGUACCCAGACCAAACCUCUUCACAUCGGGAAUGCCGCUCGGAGAGGUCUGGAGUCGGCCCAGCUGGCCUGGAUGGGCCUGGAGGGGAAUCCUGAUAUCCUGGAUCUGGAUUCUGGGUUUGGAGUUUUCUACACAGACUAUGGUCCUUCAGCCAUGGCUGACUCUGCCACAGCUGGAUUCAGAUGGUUGCUGGAGGAUCAAGCCGUGGCCACCAAACGCUUCCCAGCCCAUUUGGGAAUGCACUGGGUGGUGGACGCUGCACUGACUGCCAGAAGAAAGCUAGAAAAUGAAGUUGGGAGCUUCGACGCUGGUCAGAUCAGCAGGGUGUUGCUCCGUGUGCCUCCAACUAAGUACAUUAACUGCCCCAUUCCAGCCACAGAACACCAGGCCAGGCACUCAUUUCAGUUUAACGCCUGUUCAGCGCUGCUGGAUAACCAGGUGACGGUGGGCUCCUUCCAUGAAGCUCAGAUACAAAGGCCCGCACUUAAGGAGCUCCUUUCCAAAGUGGAGGUGGAGAGCCCCGAGGACAACCAUCCCAGCUUCGACCGGAUGUAUUGUGAGGUUGUGAUAAAGACGAAACAGGGGCAAAGUUAUGCAGCCAGGUGUAAUACCUUUUAUGGCCACUGGAGGAAGCCGCUGAGCCACACCGACCUGGUGGGGAAGUUCAGGGCCAACGCCUCUGCUGCACUGUCCUCAGAGGGUGUGGAAGGGGUUCUUGAUGUUAUCAAAGACAUGGAGACAACGAGAGAUUGCUCUCGUCUUUUUUCUUAUCUGAAAAUGACAAGUGAACCAAAAGAGUAAUGUACAGUGCUCCUUAUUUGACAUUAUACCAAGCAUUUUGUAAAUGAAUUUUAUGAGGGCUUCUUUGGCAAAUGUCCCUUCUGCGCAAAUGUUUAAUGGGUCAUGUACUUGCAAUAAUUAGCAUUUCCACAAGAA